This is a messenger RNA of Bufo bufo (common toad), 2959 nucleotides long. RefSeq names its product lon peptidase 2, peroxisomal (gene LONP2). Gene Ontology annotation, cellular component: peroxisomal matrix. The transcript has 15 exons. Gene Ontology annotation, molecular function: ATP binding; ATP-dependent peptidase activity; serine-type endopeptidase activity. The record is from RefSeq and is a predicted model, not a curated record. NCBI's taxonomy places the organism in Eukaryota, Metazoa, Chordata, Amphibia, Anura, Bufonidae. Gene Ontology annotation, biological process: protein processing; protein quality control for misfolded or incompletely synthesized proteins; protein catabolic process. The coding region runs from base 1 to 2568 and encodes 855 amino acids.
AUGACCAGCGACUCCAUCCAGAUCCCCCGCAGCCUGCCGCUGCUGCUCACCCACGAUGGCGUGCUGCUGCCGGGCGCCAGCAUGCGGUGCAGCGUGGACACCCACGGGAACAUGGAGCUGGUGCGGAGCCGUCUGCUGCGGGGAACCUCCCUCAAGAGCACCAUCAUCGGGGUCAUCCCGGACACCAGCGACCCUGCCAGUGACGGGGAGAAGCUGCCUGCCAUGCACAGGAUCGGCACUGCCGCCUUGGUGGUGCAGGUUGCUGGCAGUAACUGGCCGAAGCCGCACUACACCUUGCUGGUAACGGGGCUGUGCCGAUUCCAGAUCGUGCAGAUUCUGAAAGAACGACCGUAUCCCGUUGCCGAGGUGGAGCAGCUGGACCGGCUGGAGCAUCUGAGCAGUAAGAGCGAGUUUAAGGAGGCGCUGGGGGAGCUUUCUGAGCAGUUUUACAAGUACGCGUUACAGUUGCUGGACAUGCUGGACAGCUCCGUGCCUGCGGUGGCUAAACUGAAGAGGUUAUUGGAUAAUCUCCCCAAGGAACUGCACCCGGAUAUCCUGGCGUCCAUCAUACGGACCACCAACGAGGAGAAGCUGCAGAUUCUCGACACCGUCGGGCUGGAAGAAAGAUUCAGAGUGACCAUCCCGCUCCUGCUGCGUCAGAUCGAAGGGUUAAAACUCCUCCACAAAACGCGCAACCCCAAAAUAGCCGAUGACAAACGGAUCGUUGCGAUCCGUCCUCUGAGGAAGCUCGGGGGAGGGGCAGUCAAGCCGUUCUCUCUGGAUGACGCAGAAGAUGACGACGAGGACUCCGAUGACAUCAUCUUAUUGGAGAAGAAGAUCAAGUCAUGCAGCAUGCCGGAGCCAGCGAUGAAGGUGUGCACGAAGGAGAUGAAGAGGCUGAAGAAGAUGCCGCAGUCCAUGCCGGAGUACGCGCUCACCAGGAACUAUCUGGAGCUCAUGUCUGAGCUGCCCUGGAGCAAAAGUACUACAGAUCAGCUGGAUAUCCGCGCGGCCAGAAUCCUGCUCGAUAAUGAUCACUACGCCAUGGCCAAGCUGAAAAGGAGGGUCCUGGAGUACCUGGCCGUCCGUCAGCUGAAGAACAAUUUGAAAGGCCCCAUCCUGUGUUUUGUGGGGCCUCCGGGGGUCGGAAAAACCAGCGUGGGAAGAUCCAUCGCAAAGACGCUGGGGAGAGAGUUCCACCGGAUCGCACUGGGAGGAGUUUGUGAUCAAUCCGAUAUCCGUGGACACAGGCGCACCUACGUGGGCAGCAUGCCCGGACGUAUCAUCAAUGGGCUAAAGAUCGUUGGCGUGAACAAUCCAGUUUUUCUCCUUGAUGAGGUAGAUAAGCUUGGAAAAAGUCUCCAAGGAGAUCCAGCAGCGGCACUAUUGGAGGUUCUCGACCCGGAGCAGAAUCACAGUUUCACCGACCACUAUCUGAAUGUGGCCUUUGACUUAUCCCAGGUUCUGUUCAUUGCCACCGCCAAUACAACCGCCACUAUUCCGCCUGCCCUGCUAGAUCGCAUGGAGGUUCUCGAGGUUCCAGGGUACAGCCAGGAGGAGAAGCUGGAGAUUGCACACAGACACCUGAUUGCUAAACAGCUGGCCCAGCACGGGCUGACUCCUGAGCAGAUCCAGAUCCCACCUGAAACCACCCUGGAAAUUAUCACCCGGUACACACGUGAAGCUGGAGUCCGCUCGUUGGACAGGAGGUUAGGGGCUGUGUGCAGAGCGGUUGCUGUUAAAGUCGCUGAAGGGCAACACAGGCAUGGAAAAUCGGAGACCUCCGAUGUGACGGACGUAGAGGACCACAAGGCAAACCCCUCGGAAGACUCCAGACCCCGGGACGUCAGCGGCCCAGCAGACCUGUCCCUGCCCCCCGAGAUGCCAAUACUGAUUGAUCAUCACGCAUUAAGGGACAUCCUGGGAGCUCCCAUGUAUGAGACAGAGGUAUUUGAGAGACUGAACCAGCCAGGCGUUGCCAUCGGAUUGGCCUGGACCCCUCUUGGAGGGGAGAUCAUGUUUGUGGAGGCCAGUCGUAUGGAUGGAGAAGGGCAGUUGACGCUGACUGGCCAACUGGGAGAUGUCAUGAAAGAAUCGGCGCACCUGGCGAUCAGCUGGCUGCGCAGCAACGCAAAGAAAUUUCAGCUGACCAAUGCAUCGGGCACCUUUGAUCUACUUGACAGCACCGACAUUCAUCUGCACUUCCCAGCUGGAGCCGUCACAAAGGACGGACCGUCGGCUGGAGUCGCCAUAGUAACCUGCCUCGCUUCGCUCUUCAGCGGCCGGCUGGUGUGCUCGGACGUUGCGAUGACCGGAGAGAUCACCUUGCGAGGCCUGGUGCUUCCUGUUGGAGGCAUCAAAGACAAGGUUCUAGCGGCUCAUAGGGCCAAGCUGAAGCGCGUGAUCCUCCCCCAGAGGAAUGAAAAGGAUCUGGAAGAGAUCCCCUCGAACGUGAGGCGGGAUCUGACUUUUAUCUUUGCAGGAUCUCUGGAGGAUGUUCUGAAUGCAGCAUUUGAUGGGGGGUUUUUCCGUAAGAGGGGACAGGAGCUUCUCAACAGCAAACUAUGAAAAGACUAUUCCUCCCACUUACAAGCAUGUCAGGACCCCUUAAAGGCACACGUAUAAUUUUUCUGAAGGGUUAAAUUACUGGGACCUCAGAACCAGGAGGUGUAUACUGUGCCUGGCAUCCAGCUGGAAAGGACACUGAAGGGUAAAGUCCUUUGUGUUAGCUUCUCUCAGCCAAUCAGCAUUGCUAACAGGAGUCUUUUCCAGCUGGAUGCCAGGCAUAGUAUACACCUCCUGGUUCACACCCAUUAUUUUAACUCUUUAUUAUAAUUUUCUGGAUAUCCUUGCUUACCUUUUUUUUUUGGUGACUCAAGAGGUACAGUCCCUACCUCCCUCCCUCAUGGCCUAUACUGCACCUUACUGAUGGAAAUAAAUAAAAUAAUCCCAAAGCACA